Centropristis striata (black sea bass) is the source of this 1846-nucleotide messenger RNA. It is a transcript of the gene akip1, whose product is annotated as A kinase (PRKA) interacting protein 1. Bases 604 to 1134 code for a protein of 176 amino acids. Lineage: Eukaryota; Metazoa; Chordata; Actinopteri; Perciformes; Serranidae. The transcript is spliced from 5 exons. Gene Ontology annotation, cellular component: nucleoplasm. Gene Ontology annotation, biological process: regulation of non-canonical NF-kappaB signal transduction. The record is from RefSeq and is a predicted model, not a curated record.
AAACAUUUAACUGGAUGUUUACCAGCUGAUGAAUCAUUUCCAUAUGCUCCAAAGACAAACAAACAAACAAACAAACACCAGUCUGCUGUGGCGGACAUGUUUUCAGAGGUUGAGCAAUGAUUAUUGAACAUUUACCUCGGAAGUCGGAAUUUCUAACUCGGAUUUUUACGAGUUUCCGAGUGCCCUCGAACGCAGCAUAAGAGGCCGGAUAUCCGGUCAGUCAGAACCAGAGAGCGGCUCGGUCCGGAAGAGAUCUGCUCCUGCAGCUGGACAGGAGGAGGUCUGACGGUCUGGAGGUCUGGAGGUAUAAAGGUCUGGAGGAGAUCCUGCAGCAGGAGGAGUAAAGACUCCUGGUUCCUCCUGGAGCACCUCCUCCUGUCUCCUGUCUGAAGCUCCUCUCAGUCUCAGCCACCAACAGGUCAGGACCAGAGUUCCCAGAGUCUCCUGGUUCUCCUGGUCCUCCUGCUUCUCCUGGUCCUCCUGGUCCUCCUGGUUCUCCUGGUCCUCCUGGUCCUCCUGGUCCCCCUGGUUCCCCUGGUCCUCCUGGUCCUCCUGGUCCUCCUGGUUCUCCUGGUCCUCCUGGUCCUCCUGGUUGUCCUGGUGAUGGAGGGCCCGGCCUGGCUGGACUCGUCCCUGCGGCGCUCUGCCAGUCUGGGUCUGGAGGUCCUGCAGCGAGCCUCCAGACGCAGCGUGGACUGGACCAGCAGCGGAGCGUCCCAGACCCCCGAAGACCACCAGGACUACCAGACCCCCACCAGGACUGAUGAGGACUACCAGACCCCCAACAAGGGACCCCCCAGAGACCUGGACCAGGUGUUUGAGACCAUCGUGGUCUUCAUGACUCAGAUGUCGCUCCAGUGCCAGAGGUUCUAUGAGUCCGGCUCCUGCGGGGACCCUUCAGACUCUGAGAGGACCCACGUGUCCCGGUUCCACUCCAGCCGGACCACCGGAGGAGGGAAACCUGCUCGCUGCUCCAGGAACCACGCCGGCGUGUCGGCGGCAGCAGAAGAUUUCCACAUCGAGGUUUCUCCGGGGACGUACGCCGUCACGGCCAGCGCGUCGCCGUCGACGCAGCAGACUCAGCUGGUCAGCGUCACAGCGGGGCAGAGCGUCCAGCUGACCUUUGACCUCUGACCUUUGACCUCUGACCUCUGACCCCUCAGGCAGCUUCAAUAGUAAACCGACCAGAGCUCAAGAUGUCUGCUGCUGCUUUCAGAGUUUACUUUUUAUUUUACUACCAGGAUGUUUGAUUUGCUGCAGAUUGAAGCCAUAAUUUACAUAUAUAGAGAUUAUUUCCCACAACAUCAUUAAUGCUCUGAAUGUUUUUAUUUUAUAUAUAUAGAUUAUGUGUCCAGGUGGCUCCAUGAGACCAAAACAUUUAUACCAAAUGAAAGGGUUAUUUGUUUACAUUUUAUUUUUUAUUUAACAUUUGUGUAGAUCCAAAGCAAUUAGAAUUCAAUUGUAAAAAUGUGCAGCUUAUAUACGGCAUUGAAACAUUUUAAAAAAACGUUUUGGUUCAUCAUAGCUUACAGAAGUCUACAGCACAUUAACCUCUAAAAGGUUUUAACUUCUAGUCUAGUUUUAGUUUCUCUAGUCAGACUAGGUUUAGAUUCCAGAUCUCCUGAGAUAUUUGUCAAGUGUCCAGCCUCUCAUUUGCACUUUGGUUCCCACUGCUUUCUGACAAAAUCAUAUUAAUAAAUGAUCAUUAUAACCUGUUAGUACAGCUGGUAGGCUUUAAUGUUCAUAUUUUAUAUAUAUAUAUUAUGUCUCAGAACAUCAUUAAUGUUCAUAUUUUAUUGCACUUAAGCCGCAUCAGUGUAAAUGAAUAAAGUAUCUUUUUUAAUCA